CAGACGAGGCAUGCAGGUAGGCGGGAGAAGUCAAGCGAGUCCCGGCCGGCCCAGUUUCUUAGCGUAGACUGGUUACAGGGCCUGGUCUCCUUGCGUCUGCGGGGGUGUGCCACGCCUUCGGGUUUUCUUACUUUUUUCUAGUGUAAGUCUAAUGCGACUCCAUUAGACCGUCACAAUGCACUCGAGCAAAAGGAAAAGUUUUCGGAGGGAAGAGAUCAACAAGACGGUGUGGGAGGUUCCGGACAAUUAUGUGUGCCUCCGGCAAAUCGGAACAGGAGCGUACGGCUCGGUGUGCUCUGCAGUUAAUACGAUUACUAAUGAAAAGGUGGCUAUAAAGAAACUACAUCGUCCGUUCCAGUCAGAAACAUUUGCCAAGAGAGCCUACCGGGAGCUGUGUCUUUUAAAGCACAUGAAGCAUGAAAAUGUGAUUGGACUUUUAGAUGUCUUCACACCAGCCAGCCGUCUAGAUGAUUUUCAUGAUUUUUACCUUGUUAUGCCUUUCAUGCAUACCGACCUGUUGAAAAUCAUGGGACUUCUCUCAGAAGAACGGAUUCAAUACCUGGUGUACCAAAUCUUGAAAGGACUCAAGUACAUCCACUCGGCAGGAAUUAUCCACAGGGAUCUGAAGCCAGGAAACCUUGGCGUUAAUGAAGACUGUGAACUUAAGAUACUUGAUUUUGGCCUGGCAAGGCAUGCAGAUGCUCAGAUGACUGGUUAUGUAGUGACAAGAUGGUAUCGGGCUCCAGAAGUGAUUUUGAACUGGAUGCACUACACUCAAACAGUUGACAUCUGGUCUGUUGGCUGCAUCAUGGCUGAGAUGAUUAAUGGCAGGACUCUAUUUAAAGGAAAUGAUUACAUGGAUCAGCUCAGCCAAAUCAUGCGAGUGACGGGGGUUCCAGAUACAGAUUUCAUUCAGAAGUUGGAGAGUCCUGAGGCAAAAAACUAUAUCAAAUCUUUGCCAUCAUUUCCAAGGAAGGAUUUUACUCAACUUUUCCCCAGGGCCAGUCCUGCUGCUGUAGACCUCCUUGAAAAGAUGCUCGUUUUGGAUGCAGAGAAGAGGUUGACUGCUUCUAAGGCUUUGGAACACCCCUACUUUGAACCCUAUAGAGAUCCAGAAGAGGAAAUUGAGGCUGAACCAUAUGAUGAUAGCCGUGACAAUGCAAACUUAACUGCAAAUGAAUGGCGAAAGCUCACAUAUUUAGAAGUGAUCAGCUUCCAACCAUUCCCCCGAAGAGAUUCUAGAAAGAGGAACUUGCCUCCUCUCUGAUGCAGCCUGGUGGAAGAUGCUCACUCUACUGAGCUAUCUGGAUUUUAUUGUCCUGCAUCUGCCACAUUGUACUUGUUGUUUUUGCAGUUGAAGAACACUAUAUGGUUUGUGCCAUCUCCUUGCAGACUUUGGGACUCCUUUGGUAACCUCAGUAGAAAUACAGGUUAUCAAAUAUGGAGGGACUGAUAAAGUUGCUUUACACAACAACAUUGGAUUUUGUUUGAUCUAGUACUUAGUUCCAGCUUUCUGGUUAAGUGUCUAAUAGACUAAGACAGAAGGUCAUGAUGUUAAUGUCUACUUAAAUGCUUUCUCUGGCCACUUUGUAAAAUAUUUUUGGAAACCUUUUCUCAUUUAAAAAUCCCUCAUUGUGUUGAAACAUAAUUCUUGCUGCAUAGGGAUGCAGUGUAUUGUUGAAUGGAUUUAAUCUGACAACUGCAGAAGAGGCAGGACAGACGAGAACAACUGUCUGAUUGGCUAGUUUUAUGUGUAUUUAUUUAGUAGAUGUUUGUAUUCGGACCAGCUUAUAUAUCACAACUGUAUGAAGAUAAAUGCCAUGAUAAACAUGUGAAAAGCAAUCAAAGAUGAAGCAUAGUGAAAUUUAUAAGUUUAAGCUAACCAGGUAUGGUACAUACUAUACAAAAAAGAAAAGAAAAACCUAAUCGGUUUCAGUCUGCAAAUGAGGUGUCAAGUACAGGAAUUUAUGUGAAAUAAGAAAUUCCUCUUCAUACUUUUUAUAUUAAGAUAAUGUCAGAAGAGGUCCAUAAUUGAGGUGCAGUGAGAAUCUUAACACUAAAA
This is a messenger RNA of Erpetoichthys calabaricus (reedfish), 2062 nucleotides long. It is a transcript of the gene mapk13, whose product is annotated as mitogen-activated protein kinase 13. Lineage: Eukaryota; Metazoa; Chordata; Cladistia; Polypteriformes; Polypteridae. Gene Ontology annotation, molecular function: ATP binding; MAP kinase activity. The record is from RefSeq and is a predicted model, not a curated record. Gene Ontology annotation, biological process: intracellular signal transduction; protein phosphorylation. The transcript has 12 exons. Bases 176 to 1267 code for a protein of 363 amino acids. Gene Ontology annotation, cellular component: cytoplasm; nucleus.